GAAGUAGCCUAAGGAAAUAUCCAAUUUAUCCAAUUUUGUAUAAAUUAAAAUUUGGGAUAAGACAGUACCAACUAGAUUAAAUUUAAAUUAAAUAAACCAAUACGAUAGCCAAAAAUAAUGGCUGAGUUGCUUUUAGAUCCAAACAUUCGCUUAUGGGUGUUUUUACCCAUUGUUAUCAUCACCUUCUUGGUUGGAAUCGUGAGACACUAUGUGUCGCUCAUUUUGUCCUCCCAAAAGAAAGUUGAGUUACUGCAGAUGCAGGACAGUCAAGUGAUGAUAAGAGCUCGUUUAUUACGAGAGAAUGGGAAAUACCUACCCCGACAGUCUUUCGCGAUGCGGCGCCACUGGUUCAACAAUGAAGAGACUGGAUAUUUCAAAGUGCAGAAGCGGGCUGCUGCCUCUCAGAACCCCAUGACUGACCCCGCAAUGAUGACGGACAUGUUGAAAGGCAAUGUGACAAAUGUGCUGCCAAUGAUUGUUAUCGGAGGCUGGAUCAACUGGAUGUUCAGUGGAUUUCUCACGACCAAAGUGCCAUUCCCACUGACUCUCCGCUUCAAGCCCAUGUUGCAGCGGGGCGUGGAACUGGCGUACCUGGACGCGUCCUGGGUGUCAUCAGCGUCGUGGUAUUUCCUCAAUGUGUUUGGAUUGCGCACCAUCUACACCCUUGUGCUCGGGGAGAAUAAUGCCGCUGACCAGUCUAAGAUAAUGCAAGAGCAAAUGUCUGGGGCCGCAAUGGCCAUGCCCCAAGACCCAAAGGCUGCGUUCAAGGCUGAGUGGGAAGCCCUGGAGAUCACUGAACACAAGUGGGCCGUUGCCACGGCCGAGGCUGAUUUACUUGCAAGCGCUGCCGAAGCGAAAUCUUAACUAUUGAGUUGAGUUUUCGGGUUAUGGUGAACAAAUAGGUAGUUGAAUUUGUUGUGUAAGUGUGGAUGGAUGUUAAUUUAUGUGUUAAGAUAAAUAUACAUAUAAUGUAACUUAA
Messenger RNA from Amyelois transitella, 979 nucleotides. RefSeq names its product ER membrane protein complex subunit 3 (gene EMC3). Gene Ontology annotation, biological process: protein folding in endoplasmic reticulum. The coding region runs from base 118 to 864 and encodes 248 amino acids. The transcript has 5 exons. Gene Ontology annotation, cellular component: EMC complex; membrane. Lineage: Eukaryota; Metazoa; Arthropoda; Insecta; Lepidoptera; Pyralidae. The record is from RefSeq and is a predicted model, not a curated record.